Brassica napus (rape) is the source of this 1378-nucleotide messenger RNA. RefSeq lists its product as uncharacterized. The transcript is spliced from 4 exons. The record is from RefSeq and is a predicted model, not a curated record. Gene Ontology annotation, molecular function: RNA nuclease activity. Gene Ontology annotation, cellular component: peroxisome. Lineage: Eukaryota; Viridiplantae; Streptophyta; Magnoliopsida; Brassicales; Brassicaceae. Bases 18 to 947 code for a protein of 309 amino acids. Gene Ontology annotation, biological process: regulation of gene expression.
GAGAUUUGUUAGAGAGGAUGUCGGGAAACGAUGACGCUAAGACAGCUAAAAUAGAGGUGUGGUGGGACAUGAGGGACUGUCCGAUUCCGGAGGGGUAUGAUGCUCGUCGGGUGCGUCCAAGUAUAGAAAGGGCGUUCAAAAAACUAGGCUACACUGGUCGUGUCUCCAUCACUGCCUAUGGCGACCAAAACCAAACCCCUUGCCACGUCCUGCGAGGGCUGUCUUCCACUGGAGUCGCUGUUGUACAAACCAUAUCAGAUAGCACGCGCUCAGUCAUGUAUCGGGAUAUGGUGGAAUGGCGAGGUCAUAACCCUCCUCCGGCUACAAUAGUGAUCAUAUCCGAUCAGGUGGAAGGUGAAUUCUCCUGGGAUCUGGCCCGCCUACAACAGCGCACUAGAUACCACCUUUUUCUGGCUUAUUCAAUUAAGAGAUGUAAGGACUUAUUCCUGCUCUAUAAAGCAAAUUGGCGCUGGGAGAAAUUACUAGAAGAAGAAGAAGAAGGAGGCACACCAGCGGGUGGUUUAUCAUCUGCUGCCGUGUUUUAUUGCAAAUCGUGUAAUUUCAAUUGCCAAAGCCUGAAGACAUUCCGGAAGCAUCUCUCGAGUUAUAAGCAUGGACUGGAAGAGGCUAUAAAUUCUCCGGACUCACGACUGUCAUGUGUAACGAAGACUUGGGCAAAGAACUACCCGGCCACGCCUGAACACGCCACCGCUAAAAUACAUGUGUUGUGGGACAUGAAUGACUGCCCUAUUCCUGAGGGAUAUGAUGCUUGUCGUGUCCGUCCAAGUAUAGAAAGUGCGUUCAAGGAACUAGGCUACACUGGUCCUAUCUCCAUCACUGCCUUUGCCGACCAAAAACAAAUCCCUGAUCACCACCUUCUUGCGCUCUCUUCCACUGGUGUCGUUUUGCUCAUACCCUCUUUCCCUGGGACUUACACAGUCGCAUGAUUACAGAAUUUGAGGAAUGGACAAAAGAUAAUCCUGCUCCGGCUUCAAUUAUGAUCAUAUCGGAUGAACUGGCUUUGAGAAAGUCCCAUUCAUCACUUAUUUGCCGGAAACUACAAGAGAGUAACUACAACUGUUUUUUGGCUUAUUCAGUUAGGCCUUUUGAAAUGCCAGUCCUGCUCACUUCUGCUGAGUGGCUCUGGAAAAGCUUACUUUCAGGUGCUUGUUUCUUGUUUGUUCUCUCAUGUGUAACGAAGACUUGGGCAAGGAACUACCCGGCCACGCCUGAACACGCCACCGCUGAAAUACAUGUGUGGUGGGACAUGAAGGACUGCCCGAUUCCCGAGGGGUAUGAUGCUCGUAGGGUCCUUCCAAGUAUAGAAAGCGCGUUCAAGGAAAUAGGCUACUCGGGUCCUGUCUCCAUCACUGCCUUU